Molecule: messenger RNA, 3640 nt
Organism: Lineus longissimus
Lineage: Eukaryota; Metazoa; Nemertea; Pilidiophora; Heteronemertea; Lineidae
Product: proton myo-inositol cotransporter-like
Exons: 9
Coding region: 90-1925 (611 amino acids)
Biological process (GO): myo-inositol transport; transmembrane transport
Cellular component (GO): apical plasma membrane
Molecular function (GO): myo-inositol:proton symporter activity
Source: RefSeq, a predicted model, not a curated record
GUCGGCUGCCGGUUACUAAGUAUCGGCCUAUCACAGUCUCAAGGAUUCCAACCCUUUCUCUCGGAUUUCCGGAUUUCUCUCGCUUUGAAAUGACUUACCAACACAACGGCAAGAUGCAGACUCCUCAGAAGAGUUUUGAGUUUGGUCCUCAGACUCCAGUGGAGGAUAACCAGUUCAGAUUUGACAAUCUGAAGCCGGCCGCCCCAACUCCACGAUUCGUGUACAUUUUGACUAUCAUCUCUGCUAUAGGGGGUUUUCUUUUCGGGUAUGAUACGGGGGUGAUAUCAGGAGCUAUGAUUCUAUUGAGGAAUAAGUUUAUCUUGAAUUCGCUCUGGCAAGAGAUGAUAGUUAGUAUGACAAUAGGCGCGGCUGCCAUCUUCGCGUUGUUUGGAGGCUUCCUCAAUGACCGAAUAGGCCGCAAGCCUGUCGUCCUCAUGGCGAGUCUCAUCUACACCGCUGGGGCCCUGUGUCUGGCCUUCACCACCGGCAAGAGUCUCUUGCUUGCUGGCAGGAUUAUCAUCGGCGCAGGGAUAGGUCUGACUUCUAUGACCACGCCCAUGUAUAUAGCAGAGGCCGCACCGUCACAUAUCAGAGGCCGCCUCGUCUCAUGUAACGUGGCGAUGAUUGCAUGUGGACAGUUUGUCGCUAAUGUCGUGGAUGGAAUAUUUAGUUUUAACGAAAAUGGCUGGAGGUACAUGCUUGGCCUCGGUGCCAUCCCGUCAGUGAUCCUCUUCCUCGGGUUCCUCUUCCUCCCGGAGAGUCCGAGAUGGCUUAUCAUCCAAGACAAGGAGGCGCAAGCCCGGGAAGUCUUACAACACAUACGAGGCGAACAAGACAUCGAGGAGGAGUUCGAAUGUAUAAAAACAAACUGCAUGUUGGCGGAGAUAGAGAGAAAGGAAAGAAGUACUCGGGCGCCCAUCAUCUUACAAAUGUUACAGACUCCCUCACUGCGCCGUGCCCUACUCAUCGGGUGCAGUCUGCAGAUGUUCCAACAGUUAGCCGGCAUCAAUACAGUCAUGUACUACAGUGCCACUAUCAUCAAGAUGUCAGGAGUUAAAGAUGAAGUCACCGCCAUUUGGCUCUCAGCGGUUACAUCGGCGGUGAAUUUCCUUUUCACGUUUGUUGGUUUAUAUCUGGUGGAGAAGAUCGGAAGGAGACCGCUGACGCUGGGAAGUUUAAUAGGUGCUAUAAUCAGUCUUAUAUGGUUGGCCGUGGGAUUCCAGUUAGCCGCUCUAAAUUCACCAUCACUACAACUCAAAGAGACAGUUAGUAAAAACUCCCAUUGUAGUCAAUAUAGCACGUGUAACCAAUGUAUGGAAGACUUAUACUGCGGGUACUGUUAUAUGGAUGGAACAGUCACGCCUUAUAACGGGUCCUGUCUGCCGACCAAUUACGACAAUCCCCUCAGCGCCACGGUGGGACGAUGCAACGCCACGGAAUUACCAGGAGCCAUCACUUGGGCGUAUGAAUACUGUCCCACAUCCUACGCCUGGAUGGCCAUGGUUGGCCUCGUACUCUAUCUAGUCUUCUUCGCACCAGGAAUGGGUCCCAUGCCAUGGACGAUCAAUUCUGAGAUCUACCCACUCUGGGCCAGGAGCACAGGCAAUGCUGUCUCCACAUUCACCAACUGGAUCUUCAACCUCAUUGUUUCCAUGACAUUCCUCACUCUCACAGAAUCACUCACAAGAUAUGGCACCUUCUGGCUGUACGCUGCCUUGACGACCCUCGGAUUCAUCGUCCUCGUGCUCCUCCUACCAGAGACCAAGGGCAAGAGCCUCGAGGAAGUGGAAGGUCUGUUUGCACGGCCAUGGUUUGGCACUGGCGCCGUCAAGUUACAGUCCUAUGCGGAGAAGAGUGUGCAGUAUGUCCAUAUACGGGGAUUGAAUCGGGACGGCAGAGAUUCAGAGUUGGACUCACCAGAAUAAUGGAGCCAACAAUUUUGGGCCUACUCAAUGUGGACUUGGAACUGUGGCUAUCAAUUUGUUCACCCAAACUUGUUUCCAUGGUGAACUUUGAUCAAAAUGGUACCAUGGUAAACGAGUUGCUGUAUUGAAUGAUGAUGGUUGCUACGAAAUUGAACUGUUGCCAUGGUGAACUAGUUGCUAUGUUGAACUUUGAUAGUUGGCAUGGUAAACAUGUUACCAUGUGCUAUGGUGAUAGUGUCUUGGCAAGCAUGUUGCCAGUAGCAACAUGUUGCUAUGGUUAUCAUGUGAAGGAAUGUAUAAACAGAACUGUGAUCGAGCCCGGCCUGGAAUCUCCAAUGAUUCAAGGAUGGGGUUGAGCUGAGAGGCUGUGUUUGGUGAGACAACCGAUACGGACUGUGUGGUAUCAGUAUCUAUUCUGAAACACCUCAAGGUCUUGCACACAAACAUACAGAAUAAACUCGAACUGGUAACUUUAUCUUUUCAAAGAGAUGUGGUAGAUGAUAUUAUAAUCAAUAGGCUAAACUAGGAAUAGGUGAAUUAAUAUCUGAAGUAAUUGUAAAGAGAAGAUUAUUUUUCAAACUUUGAUGUGUUUUCCUUCCAUGAUUAAAAUAAAAAAAUCGAUGAAGUCAAUAUUAGUAUGUAGGUCCCUCUGGUGGAGAUGCAUGCCAGACCUGCAGUUGGUAACUAAGCAGCUCUGUAUGAAAUGAAAUGUAGGAGGAAACUGGAGACCCUGGAGGAAAUGUACGCUCUUAAAGAGUCGCCCUCUCUUUCACAUGUUGAUGUGCUCUGAUCAGGAGUCAGACCAACAACCUCAGAGGUGUCAGGCACCGUUUUUAGUGAGGGACAUCUGUCUUACCACUGGAACAACGGUAAGACUCUCCUAGGGACACUGAUUUCUGUUACACCAGGUUCAUUCCAGGCGGCCAAAUAGGGUGUGUGCAAUUAUCAAUCUAGUCAAUUCAUUUUUUGUUAGGCCUGUUUAUUCAACAUAUUUUUCUUCAGAAUGUACUUUUAUUUCUUGGCAUACCCCAAAGGAUGUUUUAUAGGUUAUUGGUGAAAUGAUUAAAGAAUUGAUCUGAUCAGUUGCAGGGGGAAUAGGCCUACACGAUUGAGGAGGCUGCGUUGUCUUCUUGUUCAAUUGUCAAAGAAUGACUCAAAAGUAUAAAAUCCAGGAGCGAGGGUAGGUCUACUAGGGUGAGUGAUGGGAGGGCAACUGAUCACGGAGCGCUUGAAGCCAUAGCCAACGGAGCGUAGGAGAUUAUCAUCCCAUUGUGUAAUAUCAGUUUCAAACUUUUGAUUUACAAUGGCAGAAUUCUGGCAUCGUGCCCCUCUUGAAAUGGCUUUCAGCUGCUAUUUGAAUGCCGUGUCAACAAUUGUGAAAAGUGUGGUAGUAACGUCUUCUCGUUUUGUAGCGAACCAAUGAUUCCGAGUCAGAAUGUUGACUGAGAUAGUUGUAAUGUAGUUUAUGAACUGUUAUGUCAUUCAGAUUUUAUGCUGUUGGAAGGGACCCUGACCUAUUGUAAUUCUACCAAAUAGUCAAUAUGCAACAAGUUUGGGGAUCGGGAAUGCAUUGAUUACUGUGAAAUCAGAUUUGUUGCAACUUUUAAGGUGGUACUCAGCGUUGUUAUGAAAUGCAUUAUCACGACGUGUUGCCUUCGAGAAAAUGCUGACGCCUGCUGGCUGAUUUUGCAGUUACUAUUUGCGAACAGGUUAAA